AUGGUGUUAGCCGAAGAAAUUCCAAAUAUGACACCUACCAUUGUAAUCCCAAAGGCUACAACUUCAGCUAAUUCCAGUGAAAUAUUAAAUACACCAUCUGUAGAUAGUGGAGGGCAGUUUGAACUCAUUGGACAGGUUCGGGCAGAAAUAUAUAAUAUCACAUAUCAAGAAGUCACGACAGGGGAAAUCGUCACUGUCAGCUUCAUCUUUGGUGUGAUCUGGCUUGUUGCAUUGUUUGGGAACUCGCUGGUUUGCCUUGUGAUCCACAGGAGUAGGAGGACACAAUCAACUACCAACUACUUUGUGGUGUCCAUGGCAUGUGCAGAUCUGCUCAUCAGUGUGGCCAGCACUCCCUUUGUCCUUCUGCAUUUUACCACAGGAAGGUGGUUGUUGGGAGAUGUCAUGUGUAAACUGGUUAGGUAUAUUCAAUACCUCACUCCUGGAGUCCAGAUCUAUGUCCUUCUCUCCAUCUGCGUGGACAGGUUUUACACUAUUGUGUAUCCUUUGAGUUUCAAAGUGUCCAGGGAGAAGGCCAAAAAGAUGAUUGCAGCUUCCUGGAUUUUUGAUGCUGCGUUUGUAUCCCCCACUUUGUUUUUCUAUGGCACGCAAGGUGGCACCUGUAAUUUGUUUCUGCCCCAGUCCUGGAGUGGUGUUAUCUAUGGCACUGUUCAUCUGUUAGUGGGAUUUCUGGUUCCAUCUGUCCUCAUCAUACUGUUUUACCAAAAAGUCAUCAAAUACAUUUGGAGAAUUGGCACGGAUGGCAGGACUGUGAGGAGGACAAUGAACAUUGUACCCAGAACGAAGGUUAAAACGAUUAAGAUGUUUUUGAUGUUAAAUUGCAUGUUUUUGUUGUCUUGGUUUCCUUUUUAUGUGGUUCAGAUCUGGCAGCCAGAUCAGAUGGAUUACACAACAUGUUCAGCACUUUUUCUAUCUAUUGCACUGGUGUCUUUCAGCUCUUCAGCAUCUAAACCCAGCCUCUAUUCAAUCUUCAAUGCAAACUUCAGGCGUGGAAUGAAGGAGACUUUCUGCAUGUCAUCAAUGAAAUGUUACCGUAGUAAUGCGUACACCAUCACAACUAGUUCAAGGAUGGCAAAAAAGAAUUAUGUUGGGAUCACGGAGAUCUCUGCACACACUAAAACCAUUACCAAAGAUACAAUAUAUGAAACGUUUGACAGAGAAGCAAGAGAGAAAAAGCUUGCAUGGCCUAUAAAUUCGAACCCUCCAAAUACAUUUGUGUAA
Messenger RNA from Carcharodon carcharias (great white shark), 1239 nucleotides. It is a transcript of the gene gpr19, whose product is annotated as G protein-coupled receptor 19. The record is from RefSeq and is a predicted model, not a curated record. Lineage: Eukaryota; Metazoa; Chordata; Chondrichthyes; Lamniformes; Lamnidae. The transcript has a single exon. Gene Ontology annotation, cellular component: plasma membrane. Gene Ontology annotation, biological process: G protein-coupled receptor signaling pathway. Gene Ontology annotation, molecular function: G protein-coupled receptor activity. Bases 1 to 1239 code for a protein of 412 amino acids.